Messenger RNA from Dothidotthia symphoricarpi CBS 119687, 1894 nucleotides. RefSeq names its product ribosome biogenesis protein YTM1. Gene Ontology annotation, biological process: ribosome biogenesis. The transcript has 2 exons. Gene Ontology annotation, cellular component: preribosome, large subunit precursor. Gene Ontology annotation, molecular function: protein binding. The record is from RefSeq and is a predicted model, not a curated record. Bases 71 to 1486 code for a protein of 471 amino acids. NCBI's taxonomy places the organism in Eukaryota, Fungi, Ascomycota, Dothideomycetes, Pleosporales, Dothidotthiaceae.
UUCGAGGUUCCAAAAUUUCGAGAGCUUGGACGACUGCAAGCAACAUUACGCCUACGUAUAUACCAAGGAAAUGGACUCGAUCAUGGCAGAAACCAAAGUGCAGGUUCGCCUCAGCACGCGCGACCCCAAUCUGCAGAUUUCCGACGAGCCGACCGUGUUGCUUGUCCAGACCUCUCUGGGCCGCCACCAGCUUUCCACACUCGCAAACGACCUCCUCCACCGAAACGACAAUCGCAUUCCCUUCGACAUCCUCAUCAACGGCCAGUUUCUGCGCACCUCGAUUGACGAGUUCCUCACUAAGAACGGCAUCAAUGCUGAGUCGACGCUGGACGUCGAGUACACGCGCGCGCUCGUUCCGCCGCUGAAUGUCACGAGCUUCGAGCACGACGACUGGGUGUCUGCUGUGGAUGUGCUGUCGCGAUCGUCGGCUGCGGGGAUAUGGUCGGGCGCGAGCAUACAGAGUGGCCAGGAGCGGAUACUGAGCGCGAGUUACGACGGGCUGGUGCGGGUUUGGAACACAUCGGGUGAUGUGCUGGCGACGUCAGAAGCGCCCAGCAAUGGCGGGAGGAUCACGAGCUUAAAGACGGCAAAAUGGCUGUCAGACAAGAAGAUUGUAGCCGCGGGCAUGGACAACACAGUGCGAGUCUUCAAGUACGACGACGACGCGCGAACCAUGACAACAAGUCUCGAGCUGUUCAACCACCGAUGGGGCGUCGAAGACAUCGCCGUCCACGGGCCCUCGAACAGAAUCCUCUCCGCCUCCUCCGACACGACCAUCUCCCUCUUCUCCAGCAACGCAAAGGAAAACCCCGUCGCGCCAUCGACACUCCUUCCAAACUCGACAGCCGCCUCCAAUAAGCGCCAGAAACUCUCCAAGCCCGACCGCACCGUUCCCGCCCGCGGCGCUCUGUCCACACUCUCCGGCCACAGCUCACCUGUCUCCAGCGUCAUCUUCAAGCCCGACGACGCGACCGUUGCCUACUCCGCCUCGCACGACCACACGCUCAAGACCUGGGAUCUGCCCACGUCCUCAUGCGUCGACACGCGCACAACGGGCCACGCUCUGCUCUCCCUCUGCGCCAUCCCGUCCCGUAAUCUGCUCGCCACAGGCACAUCAGCGCGCCACAUCACGCUCGUCGACCCGCGCGUGUCCGCCACACAAAUCAGCGUCAUGACACUGCGCGGCCACAAGAACGGCGUCGUGUCCCUUGACACGGAUCCAAACUCCGAAUACAACAUCGUGUCUGGCAGCCACGACGGGACGUGUCAGAUUUGGGAUCUGCGCAACGUCAGCGCAGGCGGCGCUAUGGGCGAGGGCAUGACGGGCGAGAGCGUGUACACGAUCCACCGGCAGGGCCAGAGUGGGCCGGCGAAGAGCCACGGCGAGGGCGCAAAGGUGUUUGGCGUCAGGUGGAACAAGGAGGUUGGCAUUGUGAGCGCGGGCGAGGAUAAGAAGGUGCAGAUUAAUCGCGCACUAGGGUCGUAGAGAGUGGACAAAAAGCUUUGGCGUUUGGCGUCUGGAAUGCGGUCGGAUACCACGUAGAGUAGACUGAAGCGAGGAAGGGAUAAAAGUCUUGCUCGUGUUUUUCUAAUCGACCAGCCCUGCUUUUGAGCGCAAGAUCGCAAUCCCGCCUAUCGAGUGCAAAGUGCAGACUCCACCGUACGCCAUGUAUAUGCUGAAAUGAAAAGGGUAUCAUGACUUUUGUGCCGCCUUUUGUCUUCAACCUCGCCCACGCCCACUCGCACUUCCCACACCAAUCUUCCCACCACACCAUCUGCCUGUCCUCCAACACCUCUCCCUGCACUCCCCAUACACCCCUCACACCAAAUGCCCCGGCAGCAAAAAAUUCGCAACCCCCUCUUUCACCGCAUACUCGUGCCCACAGCACCCGCA